Paramecium pentaurelia is the source of this 849-nucleotide messenger RNA. NCBI's taxonomy places the organism in Eukaryota, Ciliophora, Oligohymenophorea, Peniculida, Parameciidae. The record is from the annotation of a GenBank genome assembly.
AUGAGUUCAACUAUUGUAAAUAAAAUGGAAGAAGCUAUGAAUUAUUUAUAUUAGAUAUUAGCAUCAUAAUCAGAAGUAUAAUUACCUAAGAAUUACAAUUAAUAAACUAACAUAUGCUCAACGAUCAUAGUUUUUUAAAGAUAUGUUUCUAAUACUUAAACAAUAUUUUUAUAUGGAUAUGAUUCCAAUUCAUUAAUUAUUAUCAAACAACAACACUAUAAAUUAGACGAGUUUAUUGUAAAUGUUCCUUAAUAUUUCAUAAGAGUUUAACAAUUUUUGUCCUCAAUCCUUAUUCAAUAUUAAUAGGUUUGUAUUCAUUUCAUAAAUUAUGCUUCAUUAAAUGAAUGUGAUAGCAUUUAAAUAAAAUAAGAGGCUUAUAAUUUACUUGAAGUGCCUUAUCCUUAAAGUAAAAUAAUAGUAUGGAUAGAAUAUUAAAAAAAUCUACAAUUUCCAAAUGAUUGCCUUUAAAUAAAAUUUCCUGACAAUUAAUUGGCAUUAUUAAAAAUUUAGAGUAAUUUGAUCAAGAAUUAUGAGAUGUAUGAAGAGUUUACUAUAAAAUAAAUUACUCAAAUUUAAGGAAUUCAUAAAUAGUUUAAGUAAAAAAUAGAAUUAUGUGAAAAAUAAGUAGUAACUUUUAAUUUUCUGAAUUUAAUUAAAUCUAUUACUUUAUUAUAAGAUAUGCCUGAUUAAAUAUAGUAUUAGGCAUAAUUAUUAAUGAAUUUACCUAGUUAUACUGGUUAAGAUGUAAUGAUAAUGAUAGCAAAACUUAAAUUGUAUAAAUAGAAUGCAAUUUUAAGUAAAGUUAUAAACUAAUAAAAUUUAAANACUAAAUAUAACACUAAAAUGUGA